AUGGUUCUUUUCACACAGCAAUUUUGUCAUGCUGUGGAGACAGAAAACGAACUUAUUGAACAAGUUUUUCCGAAUCUGCAACAAAAUAUUCUUGACGAAAAUUGGUUGUGUGAAAGAACCAUAUUGGCACCAAAAAAUCAGAUUGUUGCGAAAAUAAAUAAAAAAAUCUUGGCCGAAAUAAACAGCGAAACAUCAGUGUAUAAUUCCAUUGACACAGUUAUGUCAUCCGAUGACACUACAAGUUAUCCCGUAGAGUUCCUAAACUCUUUAGAGUUGUCCGGGGUGCCAUCACACAAGUUGGAAUUAAAGGUAGGUGUACCCGUUUUGUUAAUGCGUAACCUGGAUGCGCCAAGAUUAUGCAACGGUACUCGGUUGCGAGUUACCGAAUUAGGAAGGCAUAUAGUGAAGGCUACAAUUUUAACUGGAGAAGCCAAGGGAGACAAUGUUCUUAUACCGCGCAUCCCAAUCAUACCCAACAACUUGCCAUUCAAUUUUAAACGCCUGCAGUUCCCAUUAAAAGUCGCAUUUUCAAUGACGAUCAACAAAUCGCAGGGUCAAACCUUGAAGGUAGCAGGCCUACAUUUGGGCACGCCAUGUUUUUCUCACGGUCAGCUCUAUGUGGCUUGCUCACGUGUUUCCAAAGCGAAGAAUCUGCAUGUUUAUGCUGAAGGAAAAAGAUCGUUAAAUGUAGUUUAUAGGAGCAUACUGCAGUAG
Molecule: messenger RNA, 714 nt
Organism: Danaus plexippus (monarch butterfly)
Lineage: Eukaryota; Metazoa; Arthropoda; Insecta; Lepidoptera; Nymphalidae
Product: ATP-dependent DNA helicase pif1-like
Exons: 1
Coding region: 1-714 (237 amino acids)
Source: RefSeq, a predicted model, not a curated record